Messenger RNA from Dentiscutata heterogama, 693 nucleotides. NCBI's taxonomy places the organism in Eukaryota, Fungi, Glomeromycota, Glomeromycetes, Diversisporales, Gigasporaceae. The record is from the annotation of a GenBank genome assembly.
AUGAAAUUCCUACAAAUAAGUUCACUUUUCAUUUUCAUGUUUAUAACAUUCAAUUUUGUUUCUGCACAACAAAUACAAAUACCAUCAAAUAUCUCCGCUUCAUGUCGAGCUGAAAUUCAAAAACUUGCUUCAAGCUCGGACCUCAGUAGUUGUGCUUCAUUUAUUAAAUUAUAUGCAUUGCAAAAUGAAACAAUGCAAUUUGCUACUUCUCUAGCACCAAUCUAUGAUAGUUAUUGUGCUGCGCCGAAAUGCAAUGAUAAUACCACUUCUGCUGAUGCGACUGAACUUAAAAGUCAAUGUCAAUCAGAUCUUACUGUGAAAGAUCCUACCGUUACUUACUUAAAAAAUGUUCUUGUUUUCAAUUCUCCGCUAAAGGAUUCUUUGUGUUUCAAGAACUCUUCCGGGGGAUAUUGUGUCUUGGAUCCAAAUAGUGAUUUGAUAUUAAAUUACGUUCUUGGAUUGAAUGCUACUCCUCCUGCUGAUGUCAGUUGUACCGAUUGUAAUAAAGCCAUUUUAAAUACUUUUGCGAAUUACUUUAAAUCUAAUUCUCAAUCCGUGUCUGAAUUGCCGUCUGAUCCAACGUCUUUUGAAAAUACGGUUACAACACAGUGUGGCUCUACUUUCUUAAUGGUGUCUCCAUGCACUCUCCAUCUUUUACUGGCUUUACAAUGUUUACGAACACUAUCAUCGUAG